AAAGAUUGUGAAUUUUGUUAUUGAGAUCUGUGCAGGAAUAUUUCAUCUGUGUAAUAAGUGCAUUAGUUUUCUUUCUUCAUGAAAAUCUUGAUAAUGUUGCUUGCAUGACAGAUAUAAUAUGUUGUCACUUAACUUUUUUGGCAGCCGAGUUUACACCUGCUGACUUUUGAUUAUAAUUCUUGUUACCCAUGAUUCCUCAUUCAAGAUGUCAGUUUCCUAGGAUAGAGAAAACAGUUUUGUGUGGCUUGCAGGAAAAAACUUGAUUGUGUAUAUGGAACAGACUGCUUCUAAUUCUUCAAAUAACAGUCCAGAAGACAUGGAUCUAGGGGGACUAAGUCUCGAAGAAUUUAUUGCCAGUGGUAGGACUGGCCGACGAAAUGCCAUGCCUGAUAUUCUCGACUCAGAUAGGGCAGGAGUUGGCACAGGGGGUCUAGCUGAAGGAAUGGAGAAACUUAAUUGCUCAGAUGGAAGCAAAGGUGGAGAUCCUUCCCAGAAUACCCAGAAUCCCUCAUCCAGUCAGGGCUCCUAGCAGUAGCUAAAAUAUUCCUCAUACAUCAUGUGAUAGUCAUGUGACAUUCUAUGGCAAUAGAUGAUUGGCUAGUCAGCUGUAGUUGUAUUACUGACUAUUGAAAUUGCUGAUUGGUUGUUACAUAACAUGUGAUAAUAACACUGAUGCUGAUUAGUCAAUUUGAAUUUUUGUGUGAUGCAAGACAAUUUUUGAUUGGUUGCUAUAUUUUAUUUAUUUGUGACAUGUGUACAAAUAUGGAUUUGAUCUGUGGUGUAUCUUUGUGUUUUAGCUUAUGGUAUGUUUGACAAGAUGUCAGUUUUUGUCUGAUUCUUGUACUUA
Molecule: messenger RNA, 847 nt
Organism: Ruditapes philippinarum (Manila clam)
Lineage: Eukaryota; Metazoa; Mollusca; Bivalvia; Venerida; Veneridae
Product: cAMP-dependent protein kinase inhibitor alpha-like
Exons: 4
Coding region: 272-529 (85 amino acids)
Biological process (GO): negative regulation of cAMP-dependent protein kinase activity
Cellular component (GO): nucleus; cytoplasm
Molecular function (GO): cAMP-dependent protein kinase inhibitor activity
Source: RefSeq, a predicted model, not a curated record